AAAUAGACCAAACAGUAACGUCUGCAUAUAAAAAUGUCGACAAAAUACAGUGUCUACCUUUGAAACUGGACAUAGCCAUGGAAGCUCAGAAGAAGAAGUAUAAACUGGUGGUGGGUCUGUUUCUUUUCAUCGUGUUCUUGUUUGAGCCUGGUGUGAGAGCUUGGACUGGUGAAAUCCAUGGCAGAGUCUUUUGUGAUGUCUGUAGCGAUUCCUCUAUUGGUCCUGAGGAUCAUGUUCUUGAAGGUGCUGAGGUAGCUGUUCUUUGCAUCACAAAGUCAGGUGAAGUCCUAAAUUAUCAGGCAUUCACAAAUGCAAAGGGGAUAUACACAGUAGCAGAGACAAUGCCUGAGAGUGACCGCUGGGAUGCAUGCCUUGCACGGCCCAUCAGCAGUUUCCAUGAACACUGUACACAUCUUGGUGAUGGCAGCACAGGAAUCAAGUUCAGCUAUAAUCACCCGUCGGGUUAUUCUCAUGCUGUCAGAACGUUUGUCUAUAGACCUGCCAGUGCGCCAACGUACUGCAUUUGAAACUAUACAGGCUUGGUGUAUAUGUUUAUGUUGAAAUCUGUACUAUGCUUGAACUGAAAACAAAAGUGAGAAAGAUGGUGUGGAUAUGUAUCAUCAAUAUGUGAAUUGUAGUGACCAUCCAAUGUGCGUGCUUCUGUUGGCUGUGCACCUAGGUAGAUUUUGUAAUUGUAUUUAUGCUGAAUGUCUUAUAAACCUUGUUAGUUUAAUUAUAAAUUCUAUAAGGUUAUGCUUAUCUAUUGGAACUGAGCCUCAUGGACUCUU
Molecule: messenger RNA, 788 nt
Organism: Quercus lobata
Lineage: Eukaryota; Viridiplantae; Streptophyta; Magnoliopsida; Fagales; Fagaceae
Product: Pollen Ole e 1 allergen and extensin family protein
Exons: 2
Coding region: 78-527 (149 amino acids)
Source: RefSeq, a predicted model, not a curated record